AUGGAUAAUAAAAAUAAUAUAGAUUUCAUUUUAAAUAGUGAAUCUAGACUUAGAGAUUAUAGUAGCCCAAAAACCCCAAAAAAACACCAAAGAAUAAAUUCACCACAAUUUCAAAUUAGAAGCUAUUACCCUAAUAAUUAUAAUAAUAAUUCAGAAAAUAAUAAUAUUAAUAAAAAUAAUAAUAAUGUAAAGAGAAAUAAUAACAAAAGUAUUGCAGAAAUUUUUCCCGUAGAAAUAGUAAAAAAAUUAGUUUUAAUUAAUAAUGAUAAUAUAUAUUGUAAUGUUUGUUUUAAAAACAACUCUAAUGCUAGAACAUAUAAAAAAUUAAGAUAUGUGUACGAUCAUAUAAGGAACACACAUGCUGAUCAAUUAAAAUUGGUUCAAGAUAAACUAGGUAAUAACAAUAUAAUAAAUAAAGAAGAUAUCGAUAAUAUUUCACAAUGCCAACCAAAUUUAAAACAAAAGCAAAAAUACCCUGGCCAUUUAAUUAGGCGUUUAAUAAUUUGGAAUGGGGAUACAUAUCUAUGUAGUCAAUGUAAUGAAAAAUAUUUCGUUAAAAAUUUAAACACAAUUUUUAUCCAUAUCAGAAAAAAUCAUUCAGAUUUAUUGGAUGAACUUAGAUUAACUCAGCCCGAUUCAACUCUACAAGAAGAAGAAAUUUUUUGCGAUCAUAUUGGAUGUUUUAAAGUAAUGACAAAGAGUAAUUGUAAUGUUCAUUAUAGACAAAUACAUCAUUUUGGUCAACCUCAAAAUGAAAAGGAUUUAUGCAAAAGAUGUAAAAGGAUUUAUGCAAAAGGUGUUAACUAA
Molecule: messenger RNA, 807 nt
Organism: Dictyostelium purpureum
Lineage: Eukaryota; Evosea; Eumycetozoa; Dictyosteliales; Dictyosteliaceae
Exons: 1
Coding region: 1-807 (268 amino acids)
Source: RefSeq, a predicted model, not a curated record